Molecule: messenger RNA, 1445 nt
Organism: Macadamia integrifolia
Lineage: Eukaryota; Viridiplantae; Streptophyta; Magnoliopsida; Proteales; Proteaceae
Product: protein EXORDIUM-like 7
Exons: 1
Coding region: 172-1176 (334 amino acids)
Source: RefSeq, a predicted model, not a curated record
AGACAACGAUAUGGACAUGACAUUAUGUAACCUGCAAUCUGGUGCCUUCAAAUAAGGAAUAAAGUAGAAGGAAUCCCAUCCUACUCCGGCCCCUCUAUUCAUUAAUCCCUGAUCUUUAUAAGACCAUUUCAUUAACUGUCAACUAAGAGUAGCAGCAGCUUCAGAAGCAAAAUGGGGAAGCUGCUACAUGGUCAUGUUGUCCUCCUCUUGCUAGCAGUCUCUUGCUUGUUCUCUGCCACCAUGGUCCUUUCAUGGAACCACAAUCAACAAUUCAAUCAAGCCAAAAACUAUGAGGGCUCCUCUGACCUGGUGAACCUUCAGUACCACAUGGGUCCUGUCCUGGCUUCCCCCAUCAAUCUCUACACCAUUUGGUAUGGUCACUGGAACCCAACCCAUCAAUCCAUCAUAAGAGAUUUUCUUCUUUCUCUCUCGUCUUCAUCCCCUUUUCCCUCAGUUGCCGACUGGUGGCACACCAUUCGCCUCUAUACUGACCAAACAGGUGCUAAUAUCACUGGUAACAUCAUCCUCUCAGGAGAGUACUACGACUCAUAUUCCCAUGGUGCCUCGCUGAGCCGAUUGACGAUCCAGUCCAUCAUCAAGAGUGCAGCUAGCAGCCACACACGACCAUUACCUCUAAAUCCUUACGACGGCCUCUACUUGGUAUUGACAUCCUCAGAUGUUCAAGUCCAGGACUUCUGUAGAGCAGUAUGUGGGUUCCACUACUUCACCUUUCCAGCUAUGGUGGGUGUCACUGUGCCAUAUGCAUGGGUUGGUUACAGUGGGACACAAUGUCCAGGGAUUUGUGCAUAUCCAUUUGCAUGGCCUAACCAUUCAGGCACCUACCAAGGUCCCAACAACAUCAUGGGAGCUCCAAAUGGGGAUGUUGGUGUCGAUGGAAUGAUCAGUGUAAUCGCACACGAGCUGGCUGAAGUGUCAAGUAACCCACUUGUGAAUGCGUGGUAUGCCGGUAAUGAUCCGACUUCACCCACUGAGAUAGCUGACUUGUGUGUUGGUGUGUAUGGGUCUGGAGGAGGUGGUGGUUAUCCUGGGGAGGUGUAUAGAGACUCCUGGGGUAAGGGCUUCAAUGUGAAUGGGAUAAAUGGAAGGAGGUUCUUAGUGCAAUGGGUAUGGAAUCCAAUCAGUAGUAGAUGCUUUGGACCCAAUGCCAUGGACUAGAAGUUACUUCUUGACCUGAUCAGUAGCUUCGAAAUAUGUAAAAUCCCAUCUUUAGCUUCAGAAAUCUCAGAAAAAGAUCGAUCAGUAUCAUGAGUCCAAGGACCUAGCUGCUUUUGGGUAUUAUUCUGUCAAAAAAGGUGAGCUCCUCAUAAGUUCAUAAAUUAUGCUGUAAAUUAAGAAAGAAUCAAUGCCAUGCCUCUUCUAGCUAGUCCAGUCUAGUCUUACUUUUUAAGGAUGUUAGUCUAUAAAUUCCAAUUUUAACGAUGAUG